AUGGAGGUCGACACGCCUGCCGCCGAUGCCGCUCCCGCACCGGCCUCGCCUCCUGCCGCGCUCCUCCGCCUCCCGUCCGCGACCCGCCCUGCUCCGCCCUCGGCCGCCGUCCUGUCGGCGCUCAACGUACACGCCCAGGUGCGCGACAAGCAGGUCGUCAACCCGCUGCGCAAGGUGCCCAUCAGCGACGAGGUCGGCGCCGACGGGACCGGCGUCGGCGAGAGGGGGAGGAAGAGGUUGCGGGGCGAGAUGGGCGUCGAGGAGUGGUUCGCUGUCCAGACCGCCGUCCUCCCUCUCCUCCUCCCGGCCUCGGCCACCCCGCCUGCCCUGUACUCGCCGUUCAACCCGCCACGCGACGUCUGUGUGUCGGCGCCGACCGGUAGCGGCAAGACGCUCAGCUACGUCGUCCCCAUCGUCGAGACACUGCAACACCGUAUCGUCACGCGCCUGCGCGCCCUAGUGCUCCUGCCGACACGCGACCUCGUCGGGCAAGUUCGCGAGACGUUCGAGAGCUACCUCAAAGGGACGGGCCUCAAGGUUGGCGUCGCGACGGGCCAACACUCGUUCGCGCACGAGCAGAACGUCCUCGUCGGCGAGAGCGUCCCUGCCCAGGUCGACAUCCUCAUCGCGACGCCGGGUCGCCUCAUCGACCACCUCAAGGCGACCAAGGGCUUCUCGCUCCAGCACCUGCGCUUCCUCGUCGUCGACGAGGCCGAUCGGCUCCUCACCCAGUCGUUCCACGACUGGCUCCCGACCGUCCUGUCGGCGCUCAAGCCGUCCUUCUCGGCGGCCGCGCUCGCCGAAAAGGAGAACGACAUGGACCCGACUGGAGGGAGGAGGGAGCGCAGGACCAAGGUGCGCGAGGGCGGGCUCGAGGAGGCGGACGCGCUCGCGCCGUCUUGGUGGGACGCCGAGGGCAAGCCCGGGCGGAUGCCGAGCGACCUCGACGAGCGGUGUCACGGCUCCUGUCAGAAGCUCCUCUUCUCGGCGACCCUCUCUCGCGACCCGGCCAAGAUCGACGCCCUGCACCUGCACCGACCCGUCUACAUCUCGGUCGAGGACGCGCUCGACCCGCACGCCGAGGACGAGGGCGUCGACAACGAGCUCAAGUUCACUUUCCCCGCCGAGCUCUCUCACAUGAUCAUCUCGCCGUCGUCGCACAAGCCGCUCUACCUGUUCCACCUCCUGCACACCCUCUCGAUCUCGUCCGCCCUGUGCUUCACCAAGUCGGUCGAGGCCGCCACCCGCCUCGCCAAGCUCGUCGAGUUCUUCGAGGAGGCGCGCAUCGCCGCCGAGGGCGAGGGCGCAAAGCGCGUCGUCGUCAAGGCGUACUCGUCCGAGUUGGCGCCCGGCGAGAGGAACAAGGUCCUGCGCGACUUUAAGAAGGGCGACGUCCAGAUGCUCAUCUGCUCGGACCUCAUCGCCCGCGGUAUCGACAUCCCCAACGUCUCGCACGUCAUCAGCUACGACAUCCCCGCCGACAUGCGCAAGUACGUGCACCGUGUCGGCCGCACCGCUCGUGCAGGCAACAAGGGCGACGCCUGGAGCUUGGUUGAGGAGCAAGAGGUCGCGCCGUUCAAGUCGAUCAUGUCGUCGGCGCAGCACUACGCCAAGAUUGGCCGCGUCCGCGUCAAGGACUCGGCCAUCGAGGCGUUCGUCUCGCCAUACCAGGCGGCGCUCGAGCGCCUGCGGCUGCACUUUGCGACGGGCAGGGAGCGCGAGCGGUCGACCGUGGCUGCAUGAGGAGUUAUGCGAGGCGCAUCAGACACCGAGGAGGAGAGGAGGGACACUGCAUCGUCGCAUGAAUUUCUCGCU
Messenger RNA from Rhodotorula graminis WP1, 1815 nucleotides. RefSeq lists its product as uncharacterized. The record is from RefSeq and is a predicted model, not a curated record. The transcript has 10 exons. Lineage: Eukaryota; Fungi; Basidiomycota; Microbotryomycetes; Sporidiobolales; Sporidiobolaceae. Gene Ontology annotation, cellular component: nucleus. Bases 1 to 1743 code for a protein of 580 amino acids. Gene Ontology annotation, molecular function: ATP binding; nucleic acid binding.